UCGGUAGUCGCAACAGUAUAAGUAAUGUAAUGCGAACACGCAGUCUAUAACAUAUUUGCGCGUGUUUGAUCAUGGGAAGCACACGUAUUUGUGUUCAAUUGUGCAUCUUCGUGGCGUUCAUCGCCGCCGUUGUCGAAGCUGACCGAGACAUAUUCCUAUCUGAAUGUCCGGGUCCAUUAACGUAUUACAAGGAUCUCAGAUGCACGCCAAUAUACGACGACAAGAAGGACAAUUGCCCGAAAAGUUUCAACUGUAAUCAUAUCAAACGAAGAUCCAGGGACAAGUGUUAUAUUAACGGUCGUAUAUAUGGUCCCAAUCAAGUCCUUAACCCUAAUGAUUCAAAUUUUUGUGAUAUCUCAUGCAUUUGCAGAGUCUCAUUUAUCCAGAAUCAAAUUGCUGCGUUUCAGUGUUCAAAGCAUUCCCAAUGUACCGAGAUAGAGGUAAAAAAUGGUUGCUAUUUACGGCAAAAUCCAACAACAUGUUGCAAAAAUCAGAAACAAAUUUGUCCUAAAAAAUUGGAAGAUAUACCUGUUUGUGAUGUAAAUAAUCAUAUAUAUCUUGAUGGUGAAUAUUUCAAAGUGAAUGAAGAACCCGAUUUGAUUUGUAUUUGCCAACCAGGAUACAAAGGUGAAAAUGUUCCACCUUUCUGUAUCAAGCCUAAUCAUUCUCCAUGUUUUCACCCUGCAUUCAAUCACGAUGAUUAUUUUCGUCGAAAUUGUGCUCCAGUUUUCAAAGAUUACGUAAAAAAGAACACGUGUUAUGAGACAAUGUUAUGUCAGCUUCCUGGUGACGUUGUCAUUCCUAGCCGAUUACCUUUUAUGAUGGAUGACAAUUAUAGUAAUAUGUGUAUAUUUGGUAAUUUGCUAUUGCAAAUUGGAGACAGACUACAGCCAACUCCAAGUUAUACCACCGAAUGUAUUAAUUGCAUUUGCGAAGUACCACCUGUAUUAACUUGUAUAUAUAUAUCGAAAAAUAAUUGUAGUAUUAAUUAUUUUGUUAAUUUGUAAACAUUAUG
Molecule: messenger RNA, 1015 nt
Organism: Acromyrmex echinatior (Panamanian leafcutter ant)
Lineage: Eukaryota; Metazoa; Arthropoda; Insecta; Hymenoptera; Formicidae
Source: RefSeq, a predicted model, not a curated record